UGAACGCUUCCUCUUUCUCCUUUUCGUGACUAGUGUGUCAACAUUUCGCCUAAAUAAGUGAACGCACGCGACGGAAGAAUGUCGGAAACCGGCAACCGACUGCGAAAGCUGCUCGAAUCGCCUAAUUUUGACCCGCAAAAUUACGUCAAGCAGCUGUCGCAGCAGUCCGAUGGCGACCGAGACCUCCAGGAGCAUCGUCAGAAAAUCCAAAACCUGGCCGACGAAACGGCCCAGAACCUGAAGAAAAACGUCUACAAGAACUACAGGCAGUUCAUCGAGACGGCCAAAGAGAUCUCGUACCUGGAGAGCGAGAUGUACCAGCUGAGUCACAUCCUGACGGAGCAGAAGAGCAUCAUGGAGAGCAUCACUCAGGCCCUGCUGUCCGCAGACAAGGACGAGACCUCGAAGGAGAUGCAGGCUGCGUUCCCCAAAGAGACCGAGGAGCUGAAGCAGAGGACGCUGACCUCGCUGCUGGAGAAAGUGGAGGGGGGCAAAAACAUCCUGGACACUCCAGGGAGGCACCUCGUCUACAACGGGGACCUGGUGGAGUUUGACGUGGACAACAUGUCCCCCAUCCAGAAGGUCCACGCGUUCCUCAUGAACGACUGCCUGUUGAUCGCCACCUGGCUGCCGAACCGCCGAGGCACCGUGAAGUACAAGUACAACGCCCUGUACGACCUGGAGAGCUUCGCGGUGGUCAACGUGAAGGACAACCCUCCCAUGAAGGACAUGUUCAAGAUCCUCAUGUUCCCAGAGAGUCGCAUCUUCCAGGCGGAGAACAGCAAGAUCAAGAAGGAGUGGCUGGAGAUCCUGGAAGAAACCAAGAAGAGCAAAGUCACCAAGGACCGGCAGAAGCCCGAGGAGGAGGAGGCCCCGACGUCCCCCGCGAGGGCCGAGGUGUCCACCAACCCUUUUGACCAGGAAGACGACGAGCCGCCGGCCGCCGGGGAAAGUGUGGACCUCGGCAUCGAGUGGAUCCAGGAGCUGCCGGAGGAUCUGGACGUCUGCAUCGCCCAGAGGGACUUCGAGGGCGCCGUGGACCUGCUGGACAAGCUCAACGAGUAUCUCAAAGAGCAGCCGGUCACCCAGAGGGUCAAGGAGCUGCGGCUGAAGGUGGACGAGCGCGUGCGGCAGCUGACGGAGGUUCUGGUGUUCGAGUUGUCUCCAGAUCGGUCACUGAGAGGUGGACCCAAAGCCACCCGGCGGGCCGUGUCCCAGCUGAUCCGACUAGGCCAGUCCACCAAGGCCUGCGAGCUGUUCCUGAAGAACCGCGCGGCCGCGGUCCGGACGGCCAUCCGGCAGCUCCGCAUCGAAGGAGCCACGCUGCUCUACAUCCACAAACUCUGCAACAUCUUCUUCACCAGCCUGCUGGAGACGGCCAAGGAGUUUGAGAUGGACUUUGCGGGGAACACGGGCUGCUACUCCGCCUUCGUGGUGUGGUCCAAAUCGGCCAUGAGGAUGUUUGUGGACGCCUUCAGCAAGCAGGUGUUCGACAGUAAGGAGGGCUUGUCCACAGCAGCCGAGUGUGUGAAAGUGGCCAAGGAGCAUUGUCAGCAGCUGACCGACAUCGGCCUGGACCUGACCUUCACCCUGCAGUCCCUGCUGGCCAAAGACAUCAAGGCGGCCCUGCAGAGCUACAACGACGUCAUCAUCGAGGCCACCAAGCACCGCAACUCCGAGGAGAUGUGGAGGAGGAUGAACCUCAUGACCCCCGAGGCUCUCGCUAAACUCAAGGACGAGAUGCGCAGCUGCGGCGUCGGCAGCUUCGACCAGUACACCGGCGACGACUGCUGGGUGAACCUGAGCUACACCAUCGUGGCCUUCACCAAGCAGAUGAUGGGCUUCCUGGACGAAGGCCUGAAGCUCUACUUCCCCGAGCUGCACAUGGUGCUGCUGGAGAGCCUGAGGGAGAUCAUCCUGGUGGCCGUGCAGCACGUGGACUACAGCCUGCGCUGCGAGCAGGACCCGGAGAAGAAGGCCUUCAUCAUGCAGAACGCCACCUUCCUCCACGACACCGUGCUGCCGGUGGUGGAGCGGAGGUUUGAGGAGUGCGUGGGCAAGCCCGCCAAACAGCUGCAGGACCUGAGGAAGAGCACCAGGCCGGUUCGGAUCAACCCGGAGAGCACCAUCUCCAUGGUGUGAAGCUGCACGAAAAGAAUGACGUGCUCCUCCGCUGACUGUCGUGGCAAUUACUUUAGGAAUAGCUGCUCGGUGUUGGUUGUUUUGAGGUUCGCAGGACAGGAAAUGACAGAAUGCAUCAUGGAGAACGGAGGAAUACGAUACCUCGAGACGGGUAUGUGUAAACCACUAUUUGUACCGACUCGCACAAAAAUUGCCUUUCGAUGUCGGCUAAUAUUGAUGAGAAAUGAUCAGAUCUGUGAGAGACGACCCAUUGGAAAUGUCCCAUUUGUCAGUGGAAAAUUCAUUUUGAUCUACGUUCUAAUUUGCCACAUUGCAGUGUGUUUUCAUGUCAGUGCGUGUGUGUGUGUGUGUGUGUGUGUGUGUGUGUGGACACAUUUGUAUGAUCGUUAAAUUAAUACGGGACACAUUUCAAGCAGCUGAUGAAUAUAUAUAUAUACAUCUUCUGAUCAGACGGGUUAUGAGCAGUUUUGUGCUUGUGUUACCCAAUUCUCUCUAAUAAUUUCAAAAAACAACUUAUUAAAGCUAUUGGUAAACAAAUCCUCAUCUCAAUGGAUUGUGUACGUACUCUCCAUCAAAAAGUAAAGUAAUAUAUUAUGGUGUUUGAUUCCGACUCACUGGACUGCUGAGGCACUAAAUAUCAUUCACACAUAGGACCCAUGGAAGGGACGACUGAAGAGGAGACGCACUGUUGCCUGUUCACUGUUCUGAUAGUUCAGUUUGUGUUGGAGACAAACACAUGAAAUGAAAUAAAGAUCUUCAUGCACAGUC
Molecule: messenger RNA, 2910 nt
Organism: Pseudoliparis swirei
Lineage: Eukaryota; Metazoa; Chordata; Actinopteri; Perciformes; Liparidae
Product: exocyst complex component 8-like
Exons: 4
Coding region: 79-2142 (687 amino acids)
Biological process (GO): Golgi to plasma membrane transport; exocytosis; intracellular protein localization
Cellular component (GO): exocyst
Source: RefSeq, a predicted model, not a curated record